GCCCCCCCUCUCCCCCCACCCCCCGCGCUCUCUGUAUUUCUCUCUCUCUCAAUUUCCGAUCAAUUUCCCAAACUCUCUCUCAAUCCAAUCGGUGAAAAAAUGUCUUCCGUAUUCAGCGGCGACGAAACGGCUCCGUUCUUUGGCUUCCUCGGCGCGGCGGCGGCCCUAGUCUUCUCCUGUAUGGGAGCGGCUUAUGGCACUGCUAAGAGCGGCGUGGGUGUGGCGUCAAUGGGCGUGAUGCGGCCGGAGCUCGUGAUGAAAUCGAUCGUGCCGGUUGUGAUGGCGGGAGUGUUAGGUAUCUACGGUUUGAUCAUCGCGGUCAUUAUCAGUACGGGGAUUAACCCUAAGGCCAAGUCGUAUUACCUUUUUGACGGCUACGCUCACCUCUCGUCCGGCCUCGCUUGUGGCCUCGCUGGCCUCUCCGCCGGUAUGGCUAUCGGCAUCGUCGGCGAUGCUGGUGUCAGAGCAAAUGCACAACAGCCAAAGCUUUUUGUUGGAAUGAUUCUCAUUCUCAUCUUUGCUGAGGCCUUGGCCUUGUAUGGCCUCAUUGUUGGUAUCAUCCUUUCUUCCCGAGCUGGCCAAUCCAGAGCAGAUUAGAAGAAAGUGUCCUGCAUGCAGCUGGUGUUAGUUUUGUAACCGUCACUUCAGGUUCGUGAUGCAUAUGUGUGCAGUGUUGUUUCAAGUUAUUCAUUUUCUAUCUGGACUUUCCAUUACAUUAUUAAGAGGUCCUGUGCUAAUCUGUGGCUGAGUUUACUUUGGAAUAAAGCUCACUAAGCUAUUGCUUACCUAUUGCUGUAUUUAAGAUGUUAGUUCAAGCUAGUCUAAAAACUUUUGUUGUAGCACAACCCUUUCAAGUGUUUAUUUUACAUUUCUGAUCAUUAUUAGUGAUCUCUGGAACUUGGUAGUUCUUGACUUA
This is a messenger RNA of Corylus avellana, 916 nucleotides long. Its product is annotated as V-type proton ATPase 16 kDa proteolipid subunit. Lineage: Eukaryota; Viridiplantae; Streptophyta; Magnoliopsida; Fagales; Betulaceae. Gene Ontology annotation, biological process: proton transmembrane transport. The record is from RefSeq and is a predicted model, not a curated record. Gene Ontology annotation, cellular component: proton-transporting V-type ATPase, V0 domain. Gene Ontology annotation, molecular function: proton-transporting ATPase activity, rotational mechanism.